AUGGAUCUGCUCGACCAGUGGGACCCGGAAUAUAAGGAUGUCGGCACGCUUAAUCUGGAUGAGAUUUAUCAAGAACUGAGUCGCCUCGAUGCUUUUGAGCAACUCAUAAGUUCGAAACAAGGAAGGAAUCCCGACAAAGAAGUUGAAGUUGAUACCAACGCUGAAAAGGAUAGCGAGGAAGCUCCCGUGCAGGACAACCCAGAGGAGAUCCGAAAGAACACAGUACUCGAUGACAUCGACACACGCCGCAUCGCGCUUCGAGCAGGGGCAAUGGAGCUUUCCCGCGCGAAGAUCCGACCGAUGACGAUAGUUGAUUUGCCUGCCGAUAUUCUGCUCCAGAUUUUUGGUUACUUCCGGGACGCAAGGAUCGGAAAGCAGGCCCAAAUUGACUGGAGGUCGCUACCCAGGGGCUGUGAAGCAGAUAUUGCCCGUAGGACUGCCCGCGAGACCAUCCGGCAAGUUCGCCUGGUCUGCUGCCUGUUCAACGACCUGGCGUCUCCGCUGUUGUGUCCGAUCCUCCGCGUAGAUCUUGACCAGGAAUCACUGGACGGGGCUGUGGAGUUGCUCAAACGUCCCCGGAUUGCUCAAGGUGUGCAUGCUAUUCAAGUCGGGCUGCAAUAUCGUCCAAAGGAGCUUGUCAUGGACUGCCCGAAAUUCAAGGACUAUUGCAAGAAGCAAUUAGAAGAAAUGGUCAAUGACUGCGAAUGGCACGCCGAGGUCUGUUCCCAUGAGGGACAUGAAUCGGACGAUGAAACGGUCUGCCCAUAUCGGGAAGCGAUAAGCAAUUACAACAAAAUCAGUUUUUCGUGGGACUGUUACUUUAACUCUGACGAGAGUGACGAGAAUGACGACGUCACCGAAUCAGAGGCAGAUGAGCACAUGGAGAUCCUCGUCCGAGGCUAUAAUGAAUAUCGCAAAAAGCAUGAAGAGCAGUUGCACCUCAUCACGACGGGAUCCUUCGUCACCACGCUUGCAUCUUGUAUCUCCCAACUGCCCAACAUCGUUGCCCUGGGCUUCACCGACGAAAUGGAACCACUCUAUGAUUGGCGUCACCCGACAGUUUUGCUUAGAGACACGAGUUUGCUUCCCGGAAUGAUGAGCGCAGCGCUGAAGUGGUCCAAAAUCGAGGAUUUGGGGGAUGUCAAACUCACACCCGCCAGGAUCUUGUUCGACCUGCCGGUUGCCAUACACAAAGCCGGAAUAAAGCUGAGGGAUCUUUACAUGGGACCUUUCCCUCGCCGAGGCAGUUUUUCUCUUCUUUGUCCCGAUACUGUGAGCAAUCCCACCCAUCCAGCAGCAUGGUCAGAUCUUCGAGCGGCGUGCAGCAGCCUCUGCAGAGUUGAAUUUGGAUCAUACUUCCAUGACCGCCCUAUCCGCCACGAGCAUCUCCAACCGGAAGAAAAGUACUAUGUUGACCAGUACCUCAGCACAGUGCUUUGCAGUGCAGAUCUAAAAUAUGUGUGGUUGUAUUUGCGUUCUUUUGGCCUCAAUGAUGGCCACACCACGAAGGAGGGCUGGUACAAUAUUGAUCCUGUCCUUAGUGCGGUCAAUUGGUCACGCAUCAAAAAUAUAGUGAUCUCGUACAUCUCUUUGAAGCAAGAUGAGCUAGAAAGAUUUUGCGCCAGGCUGGGUCCCUCAAUUCAGCUCCUUUCGUUGUCCACUGUACACCUUUUGGACGGCAGCUGGGCAGGGAUUCUGAGUACGUUGGACGAGAAGGCGCGGUCAACAUUCCGUGAACAGCAUGACACAGUGUCUUUGAGCCAUCUGACGGGCGGAGAGUUUGGAGAGGUAGAGAUCAAGCCAAUACCCCCUCCCUUAGGAUUCGAGGACUCGGAUGACGAGUUGGAGCCGGCCAAACCACCCCCUGCGGCAGGGGAGAUGUUGAAGAAGCUAUACGCUUCAUUCUUCUGGUAG
Molecule: messenger RNA, 1914 nt
Organism: Aspergillus pseudoviridinutans
Lineage: Eukaryota; Fungi; Ascomycota; Eurotiomycetes; Eurotiales; Aspergillaceae
Exons: 1
Coding region: 1-1914 (637 amino acids)
Source: RefSeq, a predicted model, not a curated record